Messenger RNA from Cadophora gregata, 312 nucleotides. RefSeq lists its product as uncharacterized. The transcript is spliced from 3 exons. The record is from RefSeq and is a predicted model, not a curated record. The coding region runs from base 1 to 312 and encodes 103 amino acids. Lineage: Eukaryota; Fungi; Ascomycota; Leotiomycetes; Helotiales; Ploettnerulaceae. Gene Ontology annotation, biological process: mitochondrial respiratory chain complex I assembly.
AUGUCUUCCGGCUUCGGUCUCAACGGAGGCACCAGUCGCUGCUUUCCCUUCUGGCAAGAGGUUCUAGCUUGCUACGUUGUCAAUACCACAUCCGACGACGACUCUGGAAAGAAGAAAUGUGCGCCGGUAUUGGAGGAUUACUAUGAGUGCUUACACCACAAGAAGGAGGCUACGAGAGUACGAGCAUUACAACAGGCAUACCGGAAAGCUGCUGCUGCCAACCCUCGAGACGAUGCGCCAAAGGCUGGAGCGAUUAGAAAUCUAGGAUUGAUAGACAAGGACGAAGACACCAAAGCUGUCCUGGGCAAAUGA